GUCGUCGCCGUCGCCGAGAGAGACGUCGGCCCGUCGUGCCUCCUCGUGUUUUCAGUUCCGACCGAACGACGGCGACUAACGAAACUGCGGAAAAUCCUUCCGUGAGGGAAGCUUUUACUCUUGUUUCGUUCUCCUUCCGGCGUUUUGCUCGGCACGCGGCCUCGAGAUGCCUCUUCGCCGGUAGACGCACCGACUCAAAAGGUGGGAGCACGCGGGAAAGCAACAGUGUUUAGCGAUACAAGCCCGUGGAUACGGUGCCGGUUGUCGAAGGGAAGUUACUCUCGUUUGGAACGUUCCUUUAGUUAGAAUACAUCGGAGUACGCUGAGAGCACAGUGACGCAGGAGCUUCGAUUUUGGACCUGCAAGGCGUGGUGGCCAGGAGAAGAAUGUAGUUGUUCGAACACAGACAUUCGUUUUGUACAUUCGUUGGAUUUUAUAUGUUCUGUGUAAAUUAUCGAAAAUAUGCGAGUUGCCUUGUACGAACAAAAGGAGUACAUUAGAGAGAAUCGAUGAAACAAAUAGUGGUUUCGGUGGGUAGUGUCAGUGGCCGUCGCCAACAGGUUACAAGAGCCGAUGAGUAUUUCGAGAAAUAUCGGGAGAAAUCGUAAGAGGCACUCGUACGAUCCGCCUGUUUAUUGUUGCGGAGAAUGAAGAAGAAGUAUAAAAAUAACUGUCCCUGAGUUCGAGCUGAAAUGCACAACCGCCUGACCCCCACGAACCAAGUUAUUCGAUUUAGGGGAGUGUACUACGUUGCAACGUGUAAUCGCGAGCAACGAUCGUAGUGAAUCAAAGUCGAGACCCGCGCUUUGGCAUUUUCGUAUUAAACGCAACUACAAAUCCACCACGUGCCUUUCUCGUUGUCAUUUCGACGGUUCGUUUCCCCUUCUCUUUACGAUUAAUCCUCGCUCCUUUCGCUUCUUUCCUAGACAUACAUAUACACGUACAGCCAUGAUAUCCGCGAUUCUUUCGUUUCACCCGCUUCGCGUUUCCGCAACCAUCGUGGAACAGGUGUCAGCGUUCGUGGAAUUCGAGCAUUCGUCAAUGGCGUUCUACCACUGAACUCGUGGGAUCGACGUCUAUCGUCGUGGAGACGCACAGCACACCCAGAGAACAUUUCCCGAGAUACCCACUCAACAACACUUUGUGGAAAUGUCCGCACAAUGCGCUUCUUCGAGACGUCUACUGUUCAUUCCUCCGGAUGUAGAGAAGUUUGACUUCGAGCCGACGAGGUCGAAGCUUCUCCGAAUUUUCAACGGAGAAUCUGCCGCCGAGAAGGUGCGAUCGUACGGGUCAACGUUGCUCAGACAGUUUUCCGAUUUCUUCAGAGACAACCGAGUGUCGAGGUACUCGCGACACGUUGUCCUUUGGCUGUCUUAGAAAGCAAUUCUAAAUUAGCUAAACGAAACAACAAAGGAGAAACGAAGAAAAGUUUAGAAAAGAAAAUUAAUUAGGGAAAAUUAGCGCGAUUCGAGGAACCAAGGGAAAACGUGGAUCAUCGGUGAAGAAAAAGAGGGAAUUUUCGUGCACAAACGCAGAACGAAAUCGUCUUAGAUCAUUAACACGACGUUUUCCAGAUUUCUGGUGCCCUGUUCUGGAAUUCGUGGGAACACCAUUCGUGUGGCGCGUGCUAUAUCAACUAUAAAUAGAUGUUCUCUCGCGUGGAUUGUACGUCUUGAGCCAGGGCAGACAUCAGAGGUAUAUACAGCGGAACCUCGUGUCACGCACGUCGAGACGACAUUUAGGCUCGACCUUCUCUUGUGUCCUUGGAUCAACUGAGAGGAUGAACCAUAUGUCACUUGCUACAGCCUGUUUCGAUCUUUAGAUACAUCUAGGUAGACGAGUAUUGGGUCCAAAAAGGAAGUCAAACGAAGACAUCCAGCCUUCUCGUAAGGCGAACGUAUCGACUCUGUCCACGCAGCUUCGUAUGCGAAUUUUGUACAACAACAACACCAAGAAACAACGAUACUCUCGCGGAAGACGCAAAAGUAAUUUAACGUAAUAGAGGGGUGUUCCUCGAAGUAAAAGGCAAAGGCACACGCGUUACUGUUAAGUGCAACUGACAUUAUACUUUGUGGCCACUUUUCUUCGUUCACUAUCUCCUCUCAUUUUUUGUAUCUACGUAAAGGAGUCUAGAAACAAAAAAAAAAAAAAGAAAAAAAAGAAAAGAACAUCAAUUCGUCGUCCGACUAGCAACGAAUCUUCUCCUUCGUUUUCUUCUCAUUCUUUUCUUUAAUCGUUCUUUAGGGGAAACAAAACAGGGUUUACACACUGGGAACGAAUUGUGACGAACAUCGCCGACAUUAGCUGGUGCUUCUCUUUGUCAUCGACGAUCAUUAUGCUCAACUCGUGCUGUGCUUUUUUCUACCGUGCUUGUACGCAUGCUGCGAGUGUUUUUUCAGUGCUGUAGUGUUACACGUUAAUUAUUAAAAGCAGGCUUAACGAGCCUUCGAUCGAACGCCAAACGUCUCGUCGGCCCAGGUACCUGGGAAUAUUCCUGCGAUGCCUGUUAGACGAGGUCACGUGGCGCCCAGGACAACGAUCAUCGAAACUAUCAUCAGGAAGUUCGAUACUCACGAUCGAAGUUUUUUAGUGGCCAACGCUCAACAGGGACUAUGUCACAUAAUAUAUUGCUCGGACGGUUUCUGCCGGCUGACGGGGUUUUCGAGGGCGGAAGUGAUGCAGAGGCCAGCGAUCUGCGACUUCCUUCAUGGGCCAAUGACGUCGCCCCAUGCGGUCGCAGCCCUCCGCGACGCCCUCGCCGCCGGCGUCGAAAAACAUUUCGAGAUCCUUUACUACAGGAAAGACGGCACCAAAUUUCUAUGCAGCGAGGUGAUAGCGCUAAUAAGGAGCGAGGUGGACGACAUCUGCUUGCAAAUUAUAAAUUUCGAGGAUUUGAGCUCGCAGCCACCUCCGCAGCCUGCAAUUCCGCCCCCAAGCCAGACCAACAACAGGCUCGUCACACGCUUCGACAGGGCAAGGGCGUCCUUUCGUGCUGGCCUCUCCAGGACCGGUGUCGUUGGUCCACCAAGGGUCAGGAAUCGACCGAGAACCACGACCAACUUACCUCAUCGACUUGCUGACGGGACCAUCCUCGACGAGGACGCCUCUGAGAACUGCCCACUAACAUGUGGUUCACCUACAAUGAUGGAAUCUUGGGGUCCCGGGAGGACUGGCACACCCCCGCCUGCUCUUCCACCCCCGCCAACUGGGAGCAACAAUGGUGGUGCAACGUCUGCAGCAACCGCAAACGUUGCACAGCCCAGCACAACCGCGCCGAUUGCCAGUCCCGAGGGGGUCAGCGAUGUGUCCCAAAAAUCCGGAAUUUGGGAGGGGGCGAACUUUUCGUCGGCUGGAGGCGCCGAAGGACCUUCUCGAAGCGUGUCGCACGCAGCCAGUUUGGACGCGAUCUCGAGGAGGGCGGUGAAACCGGAAACGACGAGGGCGCCGUGUCGCAGCCUCACCUGCAGCGUUUUAGCGGGCCGAGGGAGCGAACACGUCACCCUCGAACGACGGCCAGCGACAGUCGAUAAUCUCACGGAAGCAACUAAACAUUCGAAAAUCUUUCCUGGUGUUGCGUCCGAAAGUGACUUGCAAAAAUGGCGGACCAAAGACCGGAAGUCGCCAUCCCUCAGCCAAAUAGGACCCGAUUCCAUCAAACACAAAUUUUCCUUGCAGGACAAUGGAUCUGCGAAAUACUUCCAAGGAGCCAUGCACACGUCGAACAUGGGGGAAAAGGUAGCCCAGGUGCUGUCCCUUGGAAACGAUAUCCUCCCAGAGUACAAAUUACAGUCACCUAGGAUCGGCAAGUGGACCAUAUUACACUAUUCACCCUUCAAAGCGGUUUGGGAUUGGGUGAUAUUGCUGCUCGUGUUGUAUACCGCUAUAUUUACACCGUACGUCGCCGCCUUCGUCCUGUCGGAUCCGGAUUACAACAGCAGGAAGAACAAAAAGUACAGUGACGAUCCCAUCGUCAUCAUAGACUUCAUAGUCGACGUCACUUUCAUAGUGGACAUCAUCAUAAAUUUUCGCACGACUUUCGUGAAUAGCAACGAUGAAGUGGUGUCCCAUCCUGCAAAGAUAGCCGUCCAUUACCUGAAGGGUUGGUUCAUCAUCGACCUAGUGGCCGCCAUACCCUUCGACCUUUUUCUCGUUGGCUCUCACACUGACGAGCUCGGCUUGGACAAGGACGAGACGACCACCUUGAUAGGACUAUUGAAGACUGCUCGUCUUCUGCGACUCGUCAGAGUAGCCAGGAAAAUCGACAGGUAUAGCGAAUAUGGAGCUGCGGUUUUACUUCUUUUGAUGGGCACCUUCGCUCUUAGUGCUCAUUGGAUGGCGUGUAUAUGGUACGCCAUAGGAAACGCGGAGAGACCAACGCUGAAGAGCAAAGUCGGUUGGCUCGAUAUUCUGGCCAACGACACACAUCAGUUUUAUUUUCACAACAACACCGGAGGGCCGAGUAUAAGGAGCCGCUAUAUCACAGCACUAUAUUUCACCUUUAGUAGUUUGACAUCAGUGGGCUUUGGAAACGUGGCUCCAAACACGGAUGCCGAGAAGAUAUUUACUAUAAUCGUUAUGCUAAUCGGAUCUUUGAUGUAUGCCAGUAUCUUCGGUAACGUCUCAGCGAUCAUUCAGAGGCUUUACAGCGGUACAGCAAGAUACCAUACGCAAAUGCUUCGAGUUCGAGAGUUCAUCAAGUUCCAUCAGAUCCCUAAUCCGCUUCGUCAACGGUUGGAAGAGUACUUUCAACAUGCUUGGACGUACACGAAUGGAAUCGACAUGAACAGCGUUCUAAAAGGAUUCCCCGAGUGCCUUCAGGCGGACAUCUGUCUUCAUUUGAAUAGAAAUCUUUUAAACAACUGUAGAGCCUUCGAGGGUGCCAGUCCUGGUUGUUUAAGGGCGUUAUCAUUAAAAUUCAAAACAACACACGCACCACCCGGUGAUACGUUAGUUCAUCGAGGAGACGUGUUAACGUCCCUGUACUUCAUAUCGCGCGGCAGCAUAGAGAUAUUGAAGGGCGACGUUGUGAUGGCAAUCCUGGCCAAGGACGACAUAUUCGGGGAGAAUCCUUGCAUAUAUCCGACCGUCGGCAAAGCGUCUUGCAACGUGCGUGCGUUGACGUACUGUGAUCUGCACAAGAUACACAGGGACGAUUUACUCGACGUUUUGGCUCUUUAUCCAGAGUUCUCCAAUCACUUUAGCCAGAAUCUCGAGAUCACUUUUAAUCUGAGAGAUGAGGAACAGGCUGGUGUCGAUCCAAUAUCAGCAAGGUUUCCCGUCAGUACUCCAACGGACGUCGAUGUCGACGCUAGGAGAUUCGCUUUCCGUCCACCAAGAUACCGUCGAGGACCCGGUGGUCCUGGCACCAAUCUUAUCCCUACUGGUCGACAAGACUCUUUACAGGGUGAUCAGGAAGACUACGACAAAGGGAGUGGUCAUGGAAUUCUGGAGUUCAGUACCGACAAAGCCGGCCAAGACGUGACACCAUUGAACCUAGAGUUCGACGAGCCAAAGCAAAGAAGCUCCACAUUGAACUCCAUAACCGGCAUGCUAACCCAUCUCAAGCGCAGCAUACCGGACCUACGUCAGCACAAGAUCCAUCUUCAACCACUGACGAGUCACGAUUACCUUGCCAAGCAGAUGACCACGCCGUUGACGAAACCAACACGGAGAAGCUCAGCCGCCGGUGAAAGCUGCCUCAGCCAAAACGCUGUGCAUCCAACCUCGACGACAUCCAGUCAUUAUACCACGCCAUCGCCACCGCAACAUCCACAAUCUCAUGGUGACUUUCAAAGUGGACCAGGCCGGCCAGUAGAAGAGAUAAACGCGAGAAUAGACCAACUAUCGCGACAAGUGACCUCACUGGAGCAUUCUAUGGGUGAGGACAUCAGAUUGAUUUUGAAUCUGCUACAACAGACGCUCAAUUCAUCGAGGGAAAGUUCCAGUAUCGAGAUGAUGCCUGGAACCACCUCGGCCGGGCUGUCGAAAAGUAGUAGAGCUCCGGCAUUGGUCCAACGAUCGGCCAGUGAACCGCAACCGCCGACAGGUCCGCCAUCGAACAAUGGAAAUGGAAAGCUUCAGCCUAGCACGUCUCACAGUUUGUUUAGCUUUCUUUCGAAAUCCCUGGAUCAGUUGCAUUUGAUUUCGACGUCUUUUAUUUUGGAAAGGUUGGACAAGUUCCGAAGUAGACCUCCAACGAAGGAGCCAGCGUCAACGUCCUCGGGUACGUCACGAUUGACAGUCACGUCGGAUAGUUCCGCCCUGGCGACGGCCCUGCAGACAGCGUUGAGAACAGCACCCACAAGGUCACAGAGCCAACCCGUCGAUCUAGCCGUGCCACCACCCACACAACAGGCACAUCUGCCACACGGGUGGCAUAGUCAACCUGCUGCAUUUAGGAGAGGAGAGUUCAGGAGUGGGUACAGUUCGUUCAACAAGCGUUCAGAACCGGAAGGGGACGAUCCGUGGAGCUGCGUAGUGUCCGUAUCGGAUCGAGGAAGCUCUCAACGUCCUCGAAGCAGCGAGUCUCGAAAAGAACCAACGAACCAUCGUGGUUCCACCGAUCUAGCAAGUAGUCAACGUUCAGAUGGCAGGCAACUUACUCGAGAGGAUGGCAUAGGUCAAGCGUCAGGACAACGACAAGAGUCCUCGAGGCAAACGAGCGAAGACAUCUCCUGGGAAUUCACGAUAAAUGAGGCGCCGAUCGCGAGAUUAGAAUCGUUGGACGAACUCGACCAGGAUCACGGUAGUUAAGGCCAAGGUUUCCCCUUCCUUUUUGAAGUAAUUGCAGCUCGCUUACGACUGAAACGCGACGCGUUGUUGAGCAAUCGACAACAUAAUGAUUCUAAUGAUUCAUUCGGAUGGCUGUGGACUCCUUCCGUUCCCUUUUGGAGGAUCUAGAAAAUGUGGCGCCAGGAUAGAAUACGCGUCCGCCGAUCGAUUUUCUCCUGGUGAUUCCUUUUGGCUUUGAUUUGUUAAUUGGAGUUGGUUUCAUGUACUUCUUUUAUGGAGUAACUAGAUCAUUUUUGAUAUUGUGUCGUUGAGGUUGGCAAUUUGUGAUUCGUCAAACUCGAUUUUUGACUAGUGUUAGUGAAUAAUAAUAACACUCUGUUAGGUUGAUGCAUAUGAAACUUUGUUUCGUUUAAGUUUGACUUUGACGGACUUGUGGAAAUAUAUUUUAUUUUAAUGUCAAUUAUCAAAUAUAUUAAGAAUGAAGAUAUUUGAUAUAGUUUAAGUGUAUUUAGUGUUAAGAAGAUUUGUAAUAAAAAGUCGUAACCUCGUUAUUGGUCAUCAUAAAUGAUCAGAAUGUUCGUGUUAUUCUUUCAUGUGAGUUUUCAUUUAGAAAUAAAUCUAUUUUCAGAUUUAUAACAAGAUUUUUAAUGAAACGUUAAUCGUUGAAAGAGUAUACUGAACAAAGCACAUGGAAAUUAUUUUCAACACAUUUUUUCUAUUAAAUUAUUUCAAUUAAAAAGUACUUCAUAUGCACAAGCCUAAGAGUUUCUUCGUUCGUUCGAUCACUUAUUUUUCUACUUAUAUUAAAUCUAUGUGUUUAAUAUUUUAAGUAGAAUCUUCACGUAAUGUAGCAUUUUCAGUUUCUUUCAAGCUUUUAUUAUACACUGCGUUACUAAUCGCGAGGCAUUAUUAUGAAUGAUUAGUGACUUCAGUAUUAUAAGCAAAGCACUAUAUCUAUUAUUACACUUGAUCAUUUAUAUGUAUAUGUACAUUCACUUCAAGGAAAAAAGAUAUUUUUGCUCGUUUCUUUUCUGAUUAAUAUCACCUAUUAAGAAAACGACACCUAUUCAGACGCAAUUUUUGUAAAAUUUUCGUUGAAAAGCGACUUAUUUAUAUUCUCUAAAUAUUUUCUCCAACUAGUUUGGCCGGGUUACCACAACAUUGUCGAUAAAUUUUCGAGCGUGGAAUGAUUAAGAGAAAAUCGAUUGGCAAGCGCACAGCAAUAUCGUCGUGGUACAAGAAGUUUUUAAGUUUGAAAGAGCGAAAUAACGAGAGGAAAGAGUGAGAAUGGAAAGCACGAGCGGCGUUUCAGAAAGCUAUACACGUACAUACACAAAGACACAAGUACACAUACACAGGUACAUAUUACAUAGACGCAAUUAUUCCGUGGUAUCGACACAUUUAAUCCUACCGUUGGAACGUGAACUUGCCUUCGAGGUUUCUACCCCGUAUUAACGCUACAUUUCCUUUGAGCAAUUUUUUAAUCGUGUUAAUCUAUAUUCACAUUCGCAUCUACACACAUACACAGAUACACAAAUUACUAUGUAUUCCCCUCUUGAAGCGAUGCUUUUUUGUUUUGCACGUGGAAAGUUCUCUUUCGUUACUCGAUAACAUCGUGAAGAAGAAUAAAAGAAACGAACAGCGAGGGGAAUUAAAGAAGAAUUAAAAGAAAUAAAAUGAAAGUACAAGAUAACAGGCAGAAGAUCGAUGUUCAUAAAAUAAGACGAAAAAUAAUGUUUAAAGAUAUAAAAAAAUAAUUAAAGGAGAAAUUACAAUGUGCAGCUCGUGGAGAGAGAGAGAGAGAGAAAGUUUCUUAAAUUUUCGGAGUCCUUCGCGUCACGAUAAAUACACGUAGCUAAGUUCAAAAUUAAGAUUAAUAUCGACUGAGAGCACCUUCUUUUUUUAUUGCUUAUAAGCGACGUUUAAAAAAUAAGAUUAUACGAAGAAAUUAGAAGAAAGCAGCGGGGGAGGAUAAAAAUUGCGUUAAAUAAAAAAAGGGAAACAUUGUGUUGCGAUCUUCGGGAAAUAUACGUGUUUAAGUUAAAUAAAAGCAAGGGCAUUGUCGGGGGUGAAUUACAAAAUGGCUGGACAACCCAUGACGAACAAUUAGAUAUUUCGAGAGUAAUAAAAGAAAUACAAAAGAUAAUUAAAUAAUUAAAAUACAAUUCUGAGUGCCACCUACGAAGUAAAACUGCAAUGUCCUUUAUACAGACAACCAAAAAUAAAUAAAUAAAUAAAUAAAUAAAUGAAACGAUUAAAGAGGGAAUAAAUACACACGAAGCAAGCGAAAAAGAAAACGGGGAAAUUAAUACGGAGAGAAUUUAGAUAAUGACUAAUAUUCUUACUAUUAUUAUUAUGAUUAUUAUUACGGUUAUUAUUAUUAUUGUUAUAUUAUUAUUAUAUUAUAAUUAUAUUAUUGAUAUUAUUGCCAUAAACGUAGGGAUGAAAACGCAAGCGCGACGGGGGAAGAGGCGAGGAAAAUAUAGUAAAAUAUACCGACGGGUAUAAAAAUGGUAAAGCGACUAAAAAGAAAAAAGAGAGAAAAGAAAAUGACAAAAAAAAGUCUAAUGAAUGAACAAUUGCCUGCGCAAUAACGGUAUAUAAAUUAUAUAUAUAUAUAUACCUACAUGUUAUACAUACACGUGCGUGUGUACGUAUAUACACUGAGCAAUUAUGCGUGCGUCUAUGUCUAUGCGUACACACGUUGUAAAGAAAUUUUUUACAAGAUAUCUCGAAUUAAUUAAUGCUCCUAAGCGUACGUUGGUUUCUCUUCCUCUCUUUUCGUUCUCGACCUCCCGAGUUUACUUUUUUCACCCCCUCCGGCGAUUUAUCACGCAGUGAUAAGGGUGAAAAGCGAUGAUCGAUGAUCCCCGAUCAUCCCCGUAUAAAUCGUUUUCCACGCUGAUCGAACUCUGAUCACGAUUUUCUUCGAUGUUAUGUUGUUAACGAAGGUGUUAUGGUUCGAUUAUCGAAUUGGUAUGACCGUUGACAAUAAUUGGAAACUGAUCUCGAAUUAUUUAAUCUGACGAAAAAAUGAGUAAUAAAUUAUAUUUUUCCAGUCAGAAUAAAGCAUCGAUCUAAAAAAAAAAAAAAAAAACCGGAACAUAAAUGAUCGAAAUUACAUAUCACUUCGAGUGAGUAUAUUAAAUAUUGAAUUUAAUUCAAAACAAUAUUUGAAUUAAUUAUCGAGGAACAAAAGGAAACACCAUUGAAAUUAAAUGAAAGUAACUAAAUUUGAAAAUCGAAAUUUUCAAAAGAAAGUACGCAUAUAUUAAAAUUGUAAGGAAUGAAUGUGAAAGAAAGAAUGGAUUGCGAGAGGUAAAUUCUGAAUGCGUUUGGGGGAAAGGGGAAGCUCGAUCGAGGAUCAUCGAUCACAGAUCUAUUCGUUCUUUGCUCAGUAUUUUAGGCUGUAAAUGAUACCGAUACAUUCGAUGUAACGAUUAAAUGACUCGUAGUUACUUUGUAACGAGAGGAGCAGCGACGCAGCGCUAAUGAGAAGCAGCUUUUUAAUUACAAAUAGCGAUUAUCUUUGAUUAUUAUUACUACCAGUAGUACACGCAGCACACGUGGAUUUUCGCACUUAGGUACACGGCGAAACGAUACGGAUUUAUUGUUCUUUAAAAAGAAAAUGCAAAAAAAAAAAGAGAGAGAGAAGCAACAGAUGUUCGACAAAUGGUCCAGAAAGAGGGCAACAGUGAUCACUUCAGGAGGAAAAAAGCAACAGUUCUCGUUCGUUUCUUUUCUAAUCAACAUGUUUAUACGAAUUAAUAUACACAGAUUUAUUAUAAAAAUCCUAUUUUUUGAAAAAGUAUGGAUAUAAUUGAAUGUUUUCAAUUCUAACAACGAUCAUUGAUUAUUUUUCAAGUAUCACCGAAUUUUUGCUAUUUUGUCACACUAGAUGGGAAUUUUUCUGUUUAACUUUAAACGAUUUCAGUCGAUCGAGUGAUGGACGAAGAACGACGCUUAACAAAAAUUUAUCCAAGUGUGUUGAACGAUGAAUGCACAACGAUAAGUAGAAUUUUAUUUCUAAGGAUAACCAGCCUGUCAAACGUCGAAAGUGUCUACAAGAAAAAAAUGCCUGUUCAUUUUCAAAUCGUUUAUCAAUGUAUCUGUCCAAGAAUGAAGAGAAAACAGUAAAAAUUCUCUUAUGUUUCUUA
Bombus terrestris (buff-tailed bumblebee) is the source of this 10889-nucleotide messenger RNA. It is a transcript of the gene sei, whose product is annotated as potassium voltage-gated channel subfamily H member 6. Gene Ontology annotation, biological process: membrane repolarization during action potential; potassium ion transmembrane transport. The record is from RefSeq and is a predicted model, not a curated record. Gene Ontology annotation, molecular function: inward rectifier potassium channel activity. The coding region runs from base 2500 to 6753 and encodes 1417 amino acids. NCBI's taxonomy places the organism in Eukaryota, Metazoa, Arthropoda, Insecta, Hymenoptera, Apidae. Gene Ontology annotation, cellular component: membrane. The transcript is spliced from 25 exons.